This is a messenger RNA of Eleginops maclovinus (Patagonian blennie), 3979 nucleotides long. It is a transcript of the gene wt1a, whose product is annotated as WT1 transcription factor a. Lineage: Eukaryota; Metazoa; Chordata; Actinopteri; Perciformes; Eleginopidae. Gene Ontology annotation, cellular component: nucleus. The coding region runs from base 417 to 1736 and encodes 439 amino acids. Gene Ontology annotation, molecular function: RNA polymerase II cis-regulatory region sequence-specific DNA binding; DNA-binding transcription factor activity, RNA polymerase II-specific. The transcript has 9 exons. The record is from RefSeq and is a predicted model, not a curated record. Gene Ontology annotation, biological process: regulation of transcription by RNA polymerase II.
GAAAGUGCUGAGCAGAAGCUCUCUCCUCCUUCAAUGGACUCCAUCUCUCUGAGCCCAACAAUCUUUUUUUCUGCUAAAGGAAACAUUGAAUACCACCACUAAUCAUCAAGUUUUAAUCCUCCUCAUCUCUCCUCCUCGAAAAGUUUCUUUGACUUUGCUGCUUCGCCAUAAACUUCUGUCGGACUAAAGGAGCUUCCAGCGUGGCGUCGUAAACACUGAUGGGCGAAAACAGAACCAGACCUAAAAUAGAAUCCUGAGGUGUGAAAACGAUUUCCGAGACUCUCGUGGAUUUAGAGGGUGGAGGCUGAUUUUGAGUCAGCCAGACUCAAAGGGAGGAGGCAGACCGGUAGAAACAGGGAGGCAGAUCAAAUUUAAAAAUAGCCUACCUUGGUCCUAGUUUUGCCCCCUGGACCACGAUGGGUUCAGACGUGCGUGACCUGACCUCCAUGCUGCCCCCCCUCUCGGCGGGCCCCAGCCCCGGCUGCCCAGCACUUCCCGUCAGCACGGCCCCUCAGUGGGCUCCUGUCCUGGACUUCCACACCGCAGCCUCCCCAUACUCCUCCUUGGCCGCCCCGCACUCCUCCCUGGGGCCGCACUCCUUCAUCAAGCAGGAGCCAAGCUGGGGGGCCACGAGCGACCCCCACCUACACGAAGCGGACCCUCACUGUGGCCUCAGCGCCUUCACCGUGCACUUCUCCGGACAGUUUACGGGAACCGGGGCCUGCAGGUACGGGGCGUUUGGGGCCCCUCCACCUGCACCAGCACCCCCCAGCCAACCUCCAUCUGUGGCGGCCCCCCACCACCACCAGCCCCCUAGCAGGAUGUUCAGCAACCCCCCCUACCUGACCAACUGCAUGGACACCCAGCAGGCAGCCCGCAGCCAGACAGGUUACAGCUCAGUUGCAUUCGAUGGAGCCAGUAAUUAUGGCCACACUCCUACACACCACAGCUCACAGUUCUCCAACCACUCCUUCAAACAUGAAGACGCUUUAACACAGCAGAGCACUAUGGCUCCAUGGCCCUCACCUAGGGAGUGUCUUGUCCCUUAUCCUGACGUCUCGGCAGUGACCUCGUCUGUCGGAGCUGAGCCUCAGUAUCCUGUUCCUCCUCCUGUAUAUGGAUGUCACACACCCUCAGACAGCUGUACAGGAAGCCAGGCUCUGCUGUUAAGGAACCCCUACAACAGCCAUGCAGCGGGCUAUGACAGUGAACCCAACACCCCCAUGUUGUACAGCUGCAGCACACAGUACCGCAUACACACACAUGGAGUGUUCAGGGGCUUACAGGAUGUGCGGCGGGUGCCCAGCAUUGCUCCAGCCAUCGUGCGGUCAGAGAGCAGUGAGAAGCGUCCCUUCAUGUGUGCCUACCCAGGAUGCAACAAACGAUACUUCAAGCUGUCUCACCUGCAGAUGCACAGUCGCAAACACACAGGGGAGAAGCCCUACCCGUGUGACUUCACAGACUGUGGACGGAGAUUUUCUCGCUCCGACCAGCUGAAGAGACACCAGAGGAGACACACAGGAGUUAAACCGUUCCAAUGCGAGACGUGUCAGAGAAAGUUCUCUCGGUCUGACCACCUUAAGACACACACCCGGACUCAUACAGGUAAAACAAGCGAGAAGCCGUUUAACUGUCGUUGGCCCAACUGUCAGAAGAAGUUUGCCCGGAGCGAUGAGUUGGUGCGACACCACAACAUGCAUCAGAGGAACCUCACCAAGCUCCAGCUGGCCAUCUGAGGCCACCAUCAGCCCUAAACGCAUUUUAAACAUAAACAUGUGGGUUACAUCUGCUUAUAUUUUCUUUCCAUGGUUAAUCCAAACCGGGCGACCCCAUUUGCACCCGAGAAACUAGCCCACUGAGGGGGAACCAGAGGAGUUCUAAUGGGUCUCUUAAAAAAGUUCCUAGUUUUACAUCAUUAUGACUUGUGGAACUAAAUACCACAGUCUAAACUCUGAUAGGAAAGUCUUAACAUAUAAAAAAUCUGGCUAUGAAACCUAAAUCGAUACAGAGCUUAGAAUUCAAAGGAUAAAGCUGAAAAUAUUCCAUAUCUUUAUUAUAGCCGACAAAUCCCAUUAAAAGACCAAAACCAGCAAUACUUUAGGUCGUGUGACAUUAAUCAAUUACCACCUUGGCACCACUUUGUUGAUAGAGUGGGUUGUCAAAGCCAAGGUGAAAUCAGUUGUAAGAUUGUUUCUCAUAGUAUUCAAGUUGCAUUGUUUUGGUAUCUGAUAAACCUUCAAACUUAACAAGCUCAGCUGCUUUUUUUUUUUUUCAACAGCGCCGUUUUAGCUGAAUUUGUUCCUACUGAAGAUGUAAAUCUACAAAAUGGGUUAAAAAAUACCUUUAUGUAAUAUAUAUUUAUAUUUAAAAACGCUAAUCUUGAAUCUUACUCAAACAGAUGUAAUUAUAGCAUUGGGACUCAAUUCCGCUGCAUAUAAACUUAAAAUAAAUGACAUGUCUAUGCUCAUGUUCAUUGUGGAAUAUGUUUCGUUGUUCUGAAUAUUUCAGAACAACAGUUUAGGUCUUUGACAUUGUCAAUGCUUGUCAUUAAAGAGGCCCUAUUAUGCUUUUUGUGGUUUUCCCUUUACUGUAGUGUGUAUAUGUUUUUGUGCAUGUUAUUGGUCGGAAAGUUCCCUCCGGAGUAGUCAAACCACCACCCCCCAACAAAGUCACAUCACUAUGUAACACUUCCACUUCAACUCAUUGUACUUGAUAGGCUAAGGACCGGGAUAUAUUCGACACCUCUCCAAGUGACUGACCAAUCAGAGCAGACUGGGCUCUGGUUUCAGACAGAUGGUGAUAAGAUUUGCUGCAGCACAGGCAGUAUGAGAAAAAUAAAGAGCUUUUUGAACAUUAAAGCAUGGAGACAUGUCACAGUAGAGACACAAAACACGGAUAUGAAACUUGAAAAUGAGCAUAAGGUGUCGUAAUAGGAUUAAAUCAUUUUUGGUUUUGGUCUUUUAAAAUCCAGAAUAUCCCUUCACUUAUCCUAUAAGAAAUACUGCCUCAUUCUAAAUUAUAGCAUCAUAAAGUGAGUCAGUAAAUCUGAAAAGAGCAUCAUUUUUUGGUUUUCUGUUUUAAUCCACAGGCAAAACAUGGCCUUCCAUUUCCAAGUUUUGGUAUAUUUGCACUUCAAGACUAUUUAAUCUCAAACAGAAAUGUUUCAAACUAAUCUGUAAUGUUAUUCUCACUCUCAAUAGUUAUUUCUUGGCAACGUCUACCACCAUGUGUACAGUGAGGUCAAAGGUCAGCUACAUAUACGCCCCUGUAGCUUAGCAUCUUUAAACUGUAAAUAUUUAUCAUGUUAAUUUGGGAAGGUUUAUUUAUUAUCUUCAUGUGGACAAAAUUGCUUUCACUGGAAUAAAGUAGAGAUGUUUCUUUUCAAGUAGUGAGGUGUUUUUUUCCUCCUAUUAUAGUUUUUAUAUCAUAAAAGAUAAUGCUGGGUUUGAUUUUAUGAAAUAAAGAUAAGUGAAUAAUUUGCACCCUGAGCAAUGUUUGCAAUGUAAGCUUUAGGUGUCUGGUUAGCAUAAAAUACGCAUUGCAAACACAUAUAUGCCUUGAGGCUGUAUUUAAAAAGCUUUUUCUUUUAGAAUAAUUGGAUUUCUCUUUUUUCAAGCUCUUGCAAUCGUCUCUGUGGUGUGUAAAUAUUGCUGGACUUCUAACAUAUGUCUGUUUGGUCACACUGGCUCUGUGGCCGGGACAGUCUGGUCAAGAUGUAAAUAAUACUUCUACACCAUGGGAACUGAACUCUUUCCAUGGGGGAAAAAAUAUGUACCUUAACUGAUAUAUUUGACACUUUUCUUUGGAUGGAUUCAGGAAGUGUUCAUACUUAAUUUCUCUUUCUUUCAUGUGUAUUUGAGUCUUAAAAAACAAAUGUCAGUGAUGCAUUUUGUACUCAAAUGUGUGAAAACAACUGUUUCUGUCUGUUUAAAUGUAUUGUGACUCUUUUAAUAUAGCUUGCCUGUGUGCUCUUUAUUUA